UCUACCCGCGUGCACAGUUCUCCACGCCGACGAGAGCAUCGUGCUGCCCACAUCCCACAGUAUCAUCACCUUCCUGUCAGUACAUCACCAAAUAUCCGUCUUUUAUGCCGGGCCUUUGACCCUCAACAUGGCUUCACCCGUGAUCCCUCGCAAGCGGCGUCGAGCCUCCUCUGCCGCUUCUGGCGUCAACCAGUUUGCGUCCGAACAACUCGCGGCCCUCCCAACUCCCAUCAAAAUGAGCCCAGACAGCCACCUUGCGACCGAAGAUAUCAGGUUCAUACUCUCCUAUCUACCCCUCUCCGUGGUCAUCGACAUGUUCACAUCUUCAGUCUCCGACAAUCAGGUUCAAGCCUGGAAGAUCGCCGAGCGUUUCAACGCGAUCAUCAACUCACGGAAGAUCGAGUGUGCGAGGAACGGCGACAUCGAGGGUCUCAAUUCACUCCCGCCCUUCGUUGCCAGAUCUGCUUCACUUAGCUCUCUGUCUACAGCCACCGUGUCCUCGAUGCUCUCUCAUUUACCCCCCUUCGCGGUCAUUGAUAUGUUUGCCUCUGUCGUUCCUUCCGAUCAGAGCCUGGGGUGGACGAUUGCCCGUCGGUUCAACGAUCACAUUGUCAGGCGCAAGUGGGAGCUCGCGAAGCAGGUUGAGGAUAAUGCGGCCCGCUGCAUGCCCGAGGCUCAGGCCAGGAAGACUGUGAGCAUUUACAGAGGGAAAGACCUUUACAUAAUCGACGUCCAGGAUGUCGUUGACCGUCUGAACUCACCCACCUGGAACGGAAACGACUCUACCCGCGAGUUUAGCGAUGAAGAGAUGGAAUGGAUCAACAAGUACGUGUUGCCGCUAGGAGUUUGUCAAAGUAACCGCGAGUAAACCAUCUCGUGGAAAAAAAGCAACGACUAAAAGAUAGGAGAGCUUGUUACGUGGAAGAAUGGAGGCAGCACUCGAGGCAAGGUUAUGGGAUGGUUCAUGACAUGUAUGGUACACGUGCGUUGUCGGAGACAAGCUCCAGGACCUGGAAACAAUACGGAUUUUGAGUGUAAGGACAGA
Messenger RNA from Neurospora tetraspora, 1045 nucleotides. RefSeq lists its product as uncharacterized. The transcript has a single exon. The coding region runs from base 128 to 868 and encodes 246 amino acids. The record is from RefSeq and is a predicted model, not a curated record. Lineage: Eukaryota; Fungi; Ascomycota; Sordariomycetes; Sordariales; Sordariaceae.